Messenger RNA from Limulus polyphemus (Atlantic horseshoe crab), 4235 nucleotides. RefSeq lists its product as uncharacterized. Gene Ontology annotation, molecular function: protein binding. Lineage: Eukaryota; Metazoa; Arthropoda; Merostomata; Xiphosura; Limulidae. The record is from RefSeq and is a predicted model, not a curated record. Bases 121 to 795 code for a protein of 224 amino acids. The transcript is spliced from 4 exons.
AUAUAGAGCAAGACCAUCAAGAAUGAAGGGUCAGUUAUUGCAAUUGUUAGAGAGUAAUGAAAUGGGCAGUAAUGUUAUGUGGAUGAAUUAUGUUGGUUUGAUUAGAAUGUGAUCAUUUGAAUGUGGUUAAAUGCUAUGGAUCACUUAGAAUCCAAGUUACUUUCAACUGUGAUAUUUUUCACAUUAAAGUAUUUCGCUUUGGCUGAAGUUAACUCCACAGAACCUAAAGCUGUCAUUGAAGUUUCUCUGUAUGACAAAAGUCCCACGACUGUCGAGAUCGACUGGCACACUCGAGUUAUUCAUCGACAGAACCUUUCAGAUUGUGAGUUGGUUUACAGCCGACUUGACAGUCCCGAGCAGGUGGAGGUUUGGUCCAACUUCAUACCAACUGGCCAUGUAUUUCCACUAACAGGACUAAAAAACAAUGUGACAUAUCAUUUCCAAAUGAUCUGCUAUGACACAAUUGGCAGAAAAUUCGAAUCCAACAACCUUGAGUUUACAACAGGUGUGAAGAAGAAACCUGAAACCUCUGUCCUUACUUCAGAUUCAUACAGAAGUAAUUAUGACACUGUUUCCAGGAAGAGCCCCUAUCUUGAUGAUGAGAGUCUCCGAGGCACCCAGUCUUCCAGUGUGAUAUUAGGAGCAGUUUGUGGAAUUGUGGGUUUUCUCAUCAUCAAUGUAACUGUGGUCAUGGCAGUAAAACGAUACUCCCAACGUCAGAUGAGACAUCGUAGGAUACUGGAAGUAGAAGAAAGAGAUGAUUAUGAAUUUCUCUAUUUUCAAGAGUUUGAGUAAGAGAGAAUAUUAGAAGGAGUUUUCAGACCAGGAAAUACGUCAUAUCAAGUCCAUACGUUUUUUACUUACUGGUUCUUGUUGUAACUGUAUAACUUAGUUACCAUUUGGCCUGACAAUCUGCUAUUUGACAAUGUGUCUUGUGAUAAAUCUAUUAUCUGGCCUUGCAGCUGGAAUGAGUACUUGUUAGUGUUAUUAGCUUAUUGUACAUAUAUUGUGCUAAGAUGUAGAUGUAAUUUCUCAGAGUUUUCAAAUAGUUUUUAGAGGAAUUUGUAUCUUGUUCACAGUUCCAAAUAACAUUUAGAACACUUUUAGAGGAAGGUAUACAAUCAUUUUGAUCGUUGUAAGUAGUUUAGUCUGUUGAAAAUUAGUCCAGAUUUUUAUGAUGUAUCUAUGUAUAUACUCAAACAAAGAAAACCAUCCGAUAAAUUAAGUUACUUCAGGAUAGGUUGAAGUUUGAUGUCUUAACUUUUAAUGCAUUACUUAUAUAAUGUAAAUUCAUAACAAAACCCCUUCAAUGUCUUAUUGUAACUUGUAGUCAUAACACUAAAGACUUUGUACAAUCCACUGAUCUGAUUUCAUCAUAUAAAUAACUACUCUCUUUCCAAAUUUUCUUUAAGAAAAAAUAUUCUCAAACUGUUUAGUUUAUUUUUUGCACAUUGUAACUCUGUUUCCAUGUAGUUUAGAUUAAAUAUACAUGUCGGCUAUUACUUUUAUACAGUAUUUUGCACCCAAAGUAUGAUGGAAUUUUGAAUAACUGUAUACUUGUGACAUUUAAUUCAUUGAAUACUAGAUCAUUCUCCAUUUAAUAUUUAUUCAACAUAUAAUUAUCUACAUUUUCUUGCAGUCUAACAUAGUUCACAAGCAAUUCAGAGUUACAGACAUCAGUUCUACAUAAUCCUUAAAUUCUAACUAAACAGUGUUGUCUUUUUAUCCAGAUUUUUAAUGGAAGUGCUGGUUUUGAAGUAUUUCUUGAGAAAUGGUCCUAGUAGAAACAAGCUAAACACAGAGCUCACAGAAAUCAGCAAAUAAAUGCAUAUUCUCAUACAAUAAUGGAAUACCAUGUGUGGUGAACAGAAACUGUUUUAUAAAUAUUGUGGAAGUUGCUUUCAGUGUGUACGUACAUAUAAAUUUUUUUACACCAUUCAUUACCAACAGUGUCCUCAUUGGGUAAAAUCACCCUUUUAAUCAAAUAUAUAAGACACCUCAGCAGGAAUUAGAGUAAUUUGGUAUUGAUGGCAUGACGUAAUGUUUUGUAUACUAUACUGUUACGCAAGCAAUAUAGUAUAGAAAUAGUUUAGAAAAAUAUUGAAUCCAUUGGCAAUUGUGAGUUUUCUGUAGUAGACAGUGAUUGAUAAGUCAUUAUUAUAACUGAGUUUAUACAUUUCAUCCAUGGAACAAUGAAUUUUGUGGUGUAAUAUCAAAAGCACAUGAAAAUGUGUUUUAAUAGAACUGGGUGUUUUGGUAAAAAGCAAUUCAGUUGUUUCGUGUGAUUUUUUUGUGCACCUGAAGAAAAUGUUAGUAAGAUUUUUUACUUCAGUGACAAUGAUAUUGGACACUAUUCUCUACUACUUGCAUCUUAAUGUUUAACACAAUGUGUUUAGAGAAACUGCUAGAUUUCUUAUAGUAUUUUACCCUAGAUUAUAGAAAGAAAAAGAAAAAAAGAGCAGAAAAUAUACAGUCACUGUUUUAACAUCACAGAUAAUACGUCCAUAUAACACAAACUACCAGAAAGCUAGAAUCAAGGCUUAAGUAAAUAUUGUUUUGAAUGAUAUAGGGAAAUCUGUUGAUUUUUUUAUGUAUCCUUCUGGAUUUCACAAACAAGAGUUAAAUGUUGGAUGUUGGUAUCGAAACUUCAAGAAAAUACACCAGUCAUCCAAAAGUGUUUUGUAGAAAUUACGAUUAACAUUUAGUGAUUUGAUAAAUUUGUAGUUGAUAUUAUUUUUCAUGCAAAAGGUAUUAACUUAUAAAAAUUACCAGAUGGUUAUCUACUGCAUUUUUUCGGUAGUUGAGAAAUAUAUUAUUGUUUUACCCAUUUCAGAUACAUAUGUGCAUUACCUUCUGUACAAAAAAACAAACAAACAAAAAAGGACCAACAUGACUAUACUGGCAGUAAUGUUAAAAGCUGACCUUAUAAUGUGCACGUAGUUGCUAUGUGUAAAUUUGUAUUUUACUUACAAUUGAAUAUUUUGAGUAUUUUAUUAUUGUAGGUUUUGUGUGUUAUACAUUUUGCCAAGAAAGAAUUUUCCUUAAAAGUCUUGUGCUUGAUUCAUGUUGUGAGUAGGUGUGUGUGUUUUGAACAUGCAUGUACAUGUAUCAGGUUUUAUGUUUAACACCUAUUGUGUUGUGAAUUUAUAUAUAAGCCUGUUUUUAAUUAGAUAUUUGAAAAAGUAGGUUCCAUGCUAUGUUAAAAAAAAAGGUUUUUGUUAUGAAUAGAAAUGUGUAUUUUUGCUAAGUCUAUGUACCCGGUCAAAGUCGUGGGUUAACAUUGGGGUCAUUUUUAUUUUAUUAUUAUUAUUUACUUAAUGGUUGUAUUGCAAAGACAAGUCUUUUGGUGAGAUUUACAAAUGGACUAAGUUGUGGCAAAUUAUACUGCAUUAAGGCAAAUCUCCAUUUUGUAUAAUAUCUUUAUUUUAUUUGACACUAGUCAUGAAGGCAGUUUUACCAAUUCCAGUUCUGACAUCUUCUCAUCAUGUCAUAUUUUGUGGAUAGGUUUUAUCUUACCUCAUAAACCAGUUCUUCUUUAAACAAGUAAUUAAGUCGGGUUUACUUCCAUUAGGUCAAAAGGUCAGAAAUACUUUCAAAGAAUUGCAGAUACUGAUCUCUGUAAAGUGAUGGAGACAGUUUUACCCUGAUUCGUGGGAAUUAUUUUGUUCUAGUUAAACUAUGAAAACAGUUCUCUUUUCCCUCAGGUGGAGAAGAUGCACAUUAGGUCGUGAAUGUGGUUCUAUUGCAACUAAAGUAUAAGACAUUUCUUUUAAUCUUCAUUAUGAAGACAAACCAUUAAAUUGUGAAAACAGUUUUGCUCUCAUUAGUCAUGGAGAUGAUUCUAUUAUUAAGUUUUGCAAAAAAAAGUUUUAUUUUUAACAGAUCAAAGAUGGAUUUACUCUCCCAUGGUUUUGAAGAUUCAACAGAUCAUGUUGAUACCAUGGUUUUGAAGAUUCAACAGAUCAUGCUGAUAUUUGAUACAAUUUCCAGUUUAAUAAUAUUUGAUAUAUGUUAUAAAACUGGAAAUUGUAUAAAAUGGAACUUUACUGUUGAAAACCAAAUUAAUUUCUUAUUUGUUGCAUUUUCUACAGUAUUAUGAUAUGUUUAGAGAUGUGUGUGUGUGUUUGUAGCAGAAGUAUAUGUAGUGGUUGUACGUGCUACUAACAUAUCAUUAAAUUGUUUUUGUAAUAUUAAUCACUGUAGAUUGACUUUUUUUUUUUGUUAAAUGAAAACAA